Molecule: messenger RNA, 1698 nt
Organism: Cryptotermes secundus
Lineage: Eukaryota; Metazoa; Arthropoda; Insecta; Blattodea; Kalotermitidae
Exons: 2
Coding region: 231-1214 (327 amino acids)
Biological process (GO): phospholipid translocation
Cellular component (GO): plasma membrane
Molecular function (GO): ATPase-coupled intramembrane lipid carrier activity
Source: RefSeq, a predicted model, not a curated record
AGACCGUUGAGACGAUCCGUGGCGCCCAGUGGUUAGUUGGCAGAUGAAAGGAGAGACGUGUAUGAAAGUGUGUUGGGAGGAGUAUAAUCGUGUUUUGUGUUGUGAGUGGUAUAAGUUGGGCUGUUUGUCUUCAGUGAGUGAUAUGUGCUGCAUAAAUUUCGCGUUAUCAUUAAAUGUGGGCCUGGCCUAAAAUUGAUGAACUGAAGUUAUGAAGAAAAAGAUGUGCAAACAUGCCAACACUCGGGAGUGGAGAGAAAGCUCAACAGGAACAGCAGCAGCAGCAGCAGGAACAGCUACUACCAUCGCCGCCUCCGCCGCCACCACUGCCACCGUCACUGCAAGGAAGUCAACAUUGUGCCACUUAUUUGUUCCCAUCAACACAGUCUGCAACAGUGGUGCCAAUGUCUGGUGCAGUGAGCAGUGCAGCUGCAAAUUCACAUUCCGCAUCAGUGCUGAAAGGGCAUGCCCGAAGUGCAAGCCAUGGUGGUGUUGGGACAUCUCUUACUUCAGCCAGUUCAGUGGGUGCUGUAGGUCGCCCUUCAGCCUUGAAGCAAAAUCGUGGACAUCAGCGUGCAUUCUCACAGGGUCAGAUUGUGGAAGGUGGGACAGGAUCUGCUUUGCGUGGUCAUAGUCGUGUUGGAUCGAGGACCGAUUUUAUUCUUCCUCCUGGACAUAAAGAUUCAGAUGGUACAGCAGUGGGGCCUGGUAGUGCUGCGAAGCCAAGCUGUCGUGGGGGACAUUCAAGACAAGCUUCCAGAUCAGAGUCCAUUUAUACUUUAAGACAAAGUGGGCCUCCAUCUCUUUGGACUCAGUUUCAGUCAUACAUUCUUCGACGAGGAGGAAAAGCAGAUGUUGACGAACCGAGGUACAGAACUGUUGUUCCAAACCAUCUUGUGCCACCCCGAACACCUAGAAAAGCUCACCCCAAUGGGUGCUGUCCCGAUAAUCGUAUCCGGACCACUAAAUAUACUUUAUUAUCAUUUCUCCCAAAAAAUCUGUUAGAACAAUUCCAUCGAGUGGCAAACUUGUAUUUUAUUUGUAUUGUGUUAUUGAAUUGGGUCCCAGCAAUCAAUGCAUUUGGUAAAGAGAUUGCCAUGAUUCCAGUACUGUUUGUGCUUGGUGUAACAGCCAUAAAGGAUAUGUUUGAGGAUCGGAGAAGACAUGCAAGUGAUAAGCGUAUCAAUAACUCCACAUGCCGAGUAUACAGAAGGUGAGUGAUAUAAUGGAUUUUGAUACAAAAAAUGUAGGUCCCGUUAACCUAACCAUAUGUACUAAAUCUGCCCCAUUAGAAGUAUGUGUUGGAUCAAAAACCAGUCUUAAUUGUAACAUGAAGGUUGGGAGAACCUGGUCUUCAAUCUGUACUUCUACCUGUAUUUUCAUGGAGACGUUAUAUAAACUUCAUGUAUAAAGGUAACACAUUCAAACAUGUCAUGUUCAGAGGCAGGUGACAGUUGUGGAGAAUGUUAGCAGUAACAUUCUGCAGUAUGAAAGGAACUUAAGGAUACUAAUGUAUCGUCUCAGUUCCAGUUGUUUAAGGAAAUUCAUCAGUAUAAAAGUUAUGGCAUCCUUAAAACGGUGUCCUUGUGUGUAAUAGACACCCCAUUGUCUUGAAUAUUGGGUGUACAGGUAAACCUGGCCCAGUCACGGUAACUGAGCAGUCUAAGAUAUGUACUGUCUUCCCUCACUUGGAAGUCAGGU